GCCAUGAGGCUGAAACCGGGGAUCAAUACACCGAGAGACCACAGCCGUAGGGACGACACAGAGAGAUAAUAACGCACAGUAAACGUGAUAUUUACUUUACACCAUUUUUAUUUUUUACAUUUUACGCAAGUACUCGCCGUCAACGAUGAUGAACGGACAGAUGAACGGGUUUCAUAACUCCCUCAUCGACGAGGACUGCUUCUUGUUCACCUCGGAGUCGGUCGGAGAAGGACACCCCGACAAGAUCUGCGAUCAGAUCAGCGAUGCAGUCCUAGACGCACAUCUCAAGCAGGAUCCAGAUGCCAAAGUUGCAUGUGAGACUGUUGCCAAGACCGGCAUGAUCCUUUUGGCAGGUGAGGUGACAUCUCAUGCCACAGUGGACUACCAGAAAGUUGUUCGUGACACCAUUCGUCAAAUUGGAUAUGACGACUCCUCUAAAGGCUUCGACUAUAAGACCUGUAAUGUGCUUGUGGCCUUGGAGCAGCAGUCUCCUGACAUCGCUCAGGGCGUUCAUGUCGACCGCAAUGAGGAGGACAUUGGAGCAGGUGACCAGGGCUUGAUGUUUGGAUAUGCCACUGAUGAGACAGAGGAGAGUAUGCCUCUGACAAUUGUUCUUGCCCACAAGCUGAAUGCUAAGUUGGCUGAGCUGCGACGCAACGGCACCCUUCCAUGGCUCCGGCCAGACUCAAAGACACAGGUUACUGUCCAGUACCGUCAGGACCGUGGCGCCAUGCUUCCAGUGCGCGUGCACACAAUUGUUAUCUCUGUUCAACACGAUGAGGACAUUUGCCUGGAGGAGAUGAGAGAUGCCCUGAAAGAAAAGGUCAUUAAGACGGUUGUUCCUUGCAUCUACUUGGACGAUGACACCAUCUACCACCUGCAGCCUAGCGGGCGAUUUGUUAUUGGGGGCCCACAGGGUGAUGCUGGCCUGACAGGGCGUAAAAUUAUCGUUGACACCUAUGGAGGCUGGGGUGCCCAUGGAGGUGGGGCCUUCUCUGGAAAAGAUUACACAAAGGUGGACCGCUCCGCUGCUUAUGCUGCACGCUGGGUGGCCAAGUCUCUGGUGAAAGCUGAGCUCUGCAAGAGGGUGUUAGUCCAGGUUUCCUAUGCCAUUGGAGUUGCCCAUCCCCUCUCCAUUUCAAUCUUCCACUAUGGGACAUCCAACAAGAGUGAGAGAGAGCUGCUUGACAUUGUGAAGAAGAACUUUGAUCUCCGCCCUGGAGUCAUUGUCAGGUAAUGUGUGGCCUCUGAAGCCACCUGCUACUCACUGACAGAGCAACUCCUGGCUCCGUCUGUUUCCCAUGUCUCUUCUUGUCUUUUCUUUUUUUAGUUGCCCUUUCAAGGAUUUAGUUUAGUCUAUAAAUGUAUUGUGAUAGAAAGCUUUGAGUUUGCCACAUCUUUAUUUAAUUACAUAGCUUAGUAAUAAAAGUUGCACAUGUGGGCAUUAGUCGGGGCAAAGAUCUCAUUUAUUAGGGCAGAUGUUUACAUUUGGCAUAAUGAAGCCUCGUAGCUCAUAGUUAGCUCAAGUUUCUUUUUUUUUUUUUUUAAUUUUUUAUAAAUUUGAGUGUGGUUUCUGAAGCUGCAGUCAGCCUACUGCUCAAGGAUGAGUUUGGUUGGCAGGGUAAGUGUUGAAGUGUCAUGUGGUGGUUUUGUUUUUUUUCCUUCACCAGCAGGUCUAACAAACCUGAUAUUUUUUUGUUGUUGUUGUUGGUGGUGGUGGCUCUUGACACUGUCCACUGGCUAAUGUCAGUGUUAUACCUGUGUGAGUAUGAAUGCAUGCAUCUAAGCUCACUGGCUGUUACUGCUGCUAAAUGUGUUGAUUAUGUAUUCCAGGGAGCUGGAUCUGAAGAAGCCCUUGUAUCAGAGGACCGCGGCCUAUGGCCACUUUGGCCGAGACUCCUUCCCAUGGGAGGUGCCCAAAAAACUCAAAUACUAAACCUGUUAAGCUUUUCCCCCCAGGCUUGUUGGUGUAUACUACAGAGAAGCCUCCAAGUUCCGGGGGGUGAAAUGCCCUUAUCUCUUUAAUAAUGGUACCAUUUUACACAUGACUCCAUCCCUCCUCCCUCACUCCACCUCCCUCCUCUUGUCUGUCUUUCUGCUGGUUACAUUAUCAUACUGGGUCUCAGAAACGUGGAUGUUUUUUUAUUUUUUUUUAAGAACUGGAUGGGUUCCAUGAACUCAUGCACCAUAGUGCUUCAUGUUUUCCCACGUUUUGACGUUCCCUUGCUUCCUGUUGUGAUAGUCCCUGGAUAGCUGUGGUUCGGUUGUUCUUUUGGCAUUCCACACUUGGUAAAUUUAGUCAGUUUUCUAUUUAGUGUCAUAGUGGCAGCAUAUUAGGUGAUAUGCGUUAACCCUCUUAAUUUACUGGUGCUACUGAUGUAAGGAGUCUGCGCAACAUCUAAAAAUUUGCAAGUCCAUUUUAGAAGCAAAAGCUGACAUUGGAGGAUCCUCUGAUCUUGCAAAACAAGUUAAGCUUCUUGGUAAACAUUCCCCUUUGUCAGUCUGGUAUAAUUAUUCCUUGACCCAGUGUUCUGUAUCCCAUUUUUGUUAGCUUUAUACCCUCGUCUUUGUGGAGGAUGCUAGAAUGGCACAAUUAAAAUUCAAGGGUUGUUGCUGUUUUCACUAAAAAAUGCUAUGCAUUGCAGGCUAAGGGGCAAGUCAAAUCCUAAUUAUUCAAGCUCUCAAAUGAGCGUAAAGCCUCAGAUGCCCCUGCAGACCUUUGCUGUUUUCUGACGUAAUACAGAAAAGUCAGAAGCUGCUAUGUCACUGCUCUGGUCUGCAGAGGUAUUGGUAAUACUUGAUGAUGGAGAAUUGGAUUGUUUGUGCAUUGAAAUUCAAUUUUUAAAUGAGUCCUUUUUUAAAGAAAAAAUGUAGAUUCACUUGCUUUUUUAUGGUUUGAAGUGACUAAAGGCCCUUGUACUCCAUAAGAAUAUUGAUGUCAGGUGUAGCUACAGAGAAACCUGGUUCCCAUCUUUAUCCUUACAGGAGUUUGUUCUUUGCCACAGUCUUAUUGGCUAGAUGUCAAACCUCAAUACUAUUUAUUUGUUCUCUGAAACGCAGCGUGGAUACAGAGAAGCUGAAGUUUCAGAUGGCAGCUUUAAACAUACUUGGUUAUUGAAUCUUGAAUUCCUUUUUGACUUGAUCAUUUUUCAGUGUUUUGGCUUGAGGCUCCAGAGUGUUGUACAGAAAAGCUUUGGUCCGCCUCAAUGAGAAAGUGUCACUGGCUAAUGUUACAAUUUUACAACCUUUUUUUUAUUGGACGGUAGAUAUCAUUUUUUAGAUGGGUUGGUUGUGAAAUCCCAUUUUAAAAUGUCUGCAAUUCUUUGACUCUUACCUGUCCUCAUAAAUGGGAUGGCAACGUUGGUUGGUGUAGUACAGAGAAACCAGCCUUGUUUACAUAGCCAUCCCAUGUGUUGGAUUGAGGUUUGGAGUUAAGGUUUUGUUCCCUUUUUACCACUCAGAGGUCAUCCCGUUGGUUACAGUAAGUGUAAGAGUGCCUUUUCUAUUUCCUCUGCUCCCAUUUCCUUUUCUUCCCUCCCUCCAACAUGCGUUCAACUUCCACAGGAACAAGUAGCUCAUACUGUAUAAUGCUUCAUGUUUAGAUUGAGUUGCUUCCUUAUGGUCUGUAAUAAACAAGUCCCUUCAAA
Molecule: messenger RNA, 3647 nt
Organism: Scomber japonicus (chub mackerel)
Lineage: Eukaryota; Metazoa; Chordata; Actinopteri; Scombriformes; Scombridae
Gene: mat2ab
Product: methionine adenosyltransferase II, alpha b
Exons: 8
Coding region: 146-1237 (363 amino acids)
Biological process (GO): S-adenosylmethionine biosynthetic process
Cellular component (GO): methionine adenosyltransferase complex; cytosol
Molecular function (GO): methionine adenosyltransferase activity; ATP binding
Source: RefSeq, a predicted model, not a curated record